Messenger RNA from Metopolophium dirhodum (rose-grain aphid), 1058 nucleotides. RefSeq lists its product as uncharacterized. Lineage: Eukaryota; Metazoa; Arthropoda; Insecta; Hemiptera; Aphididae. The coding region runs from base 109 to 717 and encodes 202 amino acids. The record is from RefSeq and is a predicted model, not a curated record. The transcript has 3 exons.
AAUAAUUUAUAUUUUAUUUCAUUUUAUAUAUAGAGGUGGGUGACGAUGUAAUGACAGGCAUUCAUGUAGUUUUAUUCGAAGAAUUAGUUUGCUCUAAAGACAAUUAUUAUGAUGUACUCAUUCCCAAUGUUUUAUAUGCUCGUUAUAACUGCAAUGGUCUUAACUGCUGAUGGACAGAUAAACCGUUACAUAAAUCCUGCCUGGCUGGAAAUGGAUGCUAACAGUGAAUACUAUCCUGGUGGCGAAGUAAUAAGUCAAAUUCUUCAAGCUUACGGUUUAGGAGAUAGUUAUGGACCUUCACGGCUUAGAUCAUCCGUUCUUGAUCGGAAUGGUUACGGGAGAUCUUAUCCAAGAAACCGAAUUAUAAACAAUUUGAACAAUGCAUACGACUCAGAUCCUUCAUUAACUCAGGAAUACGUUGAUCGUAAUUAUGAUUAUGUGGACAACACAAUCAGGGGUUCUAACCAUAGAUAUAGGAAUAGUUUGGUCGAUAUUCCUCGGAGAACUAGGAUUAAUAUGGUUUCGGCGCCGAGGACUACUUAUUACCCAGCUGAUUACGUAGACCGAGAUCCUCCAUCACUAUCUUACUCUAGGUCAAGAUCAGUAAUCGCGGAUCCGUCCAUGUCGCAGGAAUUAGUAGUACGGGGCCGAGAAACAUCAAGACUUAUCCCAAGAUCAACUGUGGCAACCGAAACCAACGAAAAACGCAAAAUGUAGCAAGUUUUCAUACGUAUAAUAAUACAAUCUAUUAUAUUAUAUUAUGUAUAAUAAGUCCAGUAUCUAGUAUGAUGUGUGGCUUGUAAAAAAAAUGAAAUUAAAAUCAAGUAUUUUGACUCUAGAAUACAUGUCCUAUAUAUAUAUUACAAAGUUGGUGUAUAAUAAAUUGACUUCUUUCACGUUUCUUAUAUCGUAAAUAAAAAAAAAAUAUUUAAUUUAUUUUUGUUCAGCUUAUUUUUCCUAUUAUUAUGCAAUCUACGGAUCACGAUUCUUGGCGACGCGAGUGAAUUAAUGCGUGAUUUUUGGCUAUGCUACCAAACUAUACCUAAUGUUAUAAGAAA